UGUGUGUGUGUUUGUGUUUGUUUCCCCCCUCAGGAAUAUCCGGGUCUUUGUAAUGGCGUCGCUCUCCAUUCGGAAGCCAUUUUGGAUGCGCCUGAGCUUCACCAGUAUGAGCUCUACAGCACCGCUGUGUGUUUGGGGAAAACUUGUGGGAUAAAACCAAAAAAAAGGAACAUAUUUCCGGUCGGUUUGUAGCGGAAAAUACGCCGGUGUUAAACUGUUCCGUCGUGUCGAUAUGAAAUCUUGGACGUCCGUGAAGUCGCUUUGUGCUUCUUGUGCCGCUUCUCCACACGGAGCGACGCUUUUAUUUACUAAAUCAGGCCGAUAGUCAGAGGCCAUGGACCGCUUGUUUGCCUUCAUGUGUCGCCGGUCGUUUGUUUUUAAAUCGUAAAUGCUUUCCAAAAGAAAGAAAAAGAAAUCCUAACAGACACUUCUUUUUCGGUCUCCCUCCAUCUCACUGAGGGAACAUGUUGGCUCGCUGGGUGACAUUAGCACUUAUUCGGGGAAGUUUGUUCGCAGGUCCCGGGCAAGGCGAGGUCGGCACCAGAGAGUGCGUGUAUUAUAAUGACAACUGGCGAGCUGAGAAGACUAAUCAGAGUGGCUACGAGAGAUGUGAGGGAGAAAAGGACAAGCGAAAGCACUGCUACGCAUCCUGGAUUAAUUCCUCAGGAACCAUACACCUGGUGAAAAAGGGCUGCUGGCUCGAUGACUUCAACUGCUAUGACAGACAGGAGUGUGUGGCCACAGAGGAAAGCCCUCAGGUGUUUUUCUGCUGCUGUGAGGGUAAUUACUGCAAUGAAAGAUUCAUACACCUGCCUGAAGUCACCACUCCUGCAGUUAAGAUCCAGCCUCCUCCCGUGGGUCUAUCCAUACUUGGUGUGUUGGCAUACUCUCUAAUUCCUCUGCUUGUGCUGUCUCUGGCUUUGGUACUCGCAUGCUGGACUUACCACCAGCGCAAAGCUCCAUAUGGCCAUGUGGAUAUUAACCAGGGUGUGGGUCCCGCUCCUCCAUCUCCUCUGGUGGGACUGAAACCACUGCAGCUUCUGGAGUUGAAAGCGAGGGGGCGCUUUGGGUGUGUGUGGAAGGCUCAGCUACAAACCGAGUAUGUUGCCGUCAAAAUCUUCCCUGUUCAGGAUAAGCAAUCAUGGCAGAAUGAGAGAGAAAUUUACCUCACUGAGGGACUGAGGCAUGAGAACCUGCUACGCUACAUCUCUGCUGAGAAACGAGGAACCAACCUGCAAAUGGAGCUCUGGCUCGUCACUGAAUUUCAUGAAAGGGGAUCUUUAACAGACUACCUCAAGGGGAAUGUGGUGAACUGGACUGAGUUGUGCCACAUUGCAGAGAGCAUGGCCCGAGGCCUGGCCUUCCUACAUGAGGAUCUGUCCUACAGACUGGAAGGGCCAAAACCAGCAAUUGCACACAGGGACUUUAAGAGUAAGAAUGUGCUGCUCAGGACUGAUUUGACUGCUGUAAUUGGAGACUUUGGUCUGGCUGUGCGUUUCGAACCGGGGAAGCCACCAGGAGAUACUCACGGCCAGGUUGGUACGAGGCGCUACAUGGCCCCGGAGGUGCUGGAGGGUGCCAUCAAUUUUCACAGGGAUGCAUUUUUGAGGAUUGAUAUGUACUCUCUGGGCCUGGUGAUCUGGGAGCUGUUGUCUCGCUGCACUGCUGCUGAUGGGUCUGUACAUGAGUACAUGCUCCCGUUUGAAGAGGAGCUGGGUCACCACCCAUCUCUGGAGGAUCUGCAGGAUGUGGUUGUCCACAAGAAGAUGAGGCCCAUACUGAAGGACUGCUGGCUCAAACAUCCGGGGUUGGCUCAGUUGUGUGAGACAGUGGAAGAGUGCUGGGACCACGACGCAGAGGCCCGUCUGUCCGCAGGCUGUGUGGAAGAACGCAUCAUCACCAUCGCCAGGGCAACCAACAUCAUUAAUAUUUCUACCUCAGACUGUCUGGUCUCCAUGGUGGCGAUAGACAGUGACUCGAUUCUACCCCUCAAAGAGGAGAGCGUUUGAUUUGCUGUCAGUCAGUGGUCAGUGGUGUGGCAGGAAGUAGAGAACACUACACCUGUAACCUCUCCAGUAAUGUGAACUCUGCUGCUGUUUUUUAUAGAUUCACAUAAAGAUCUGCAAACAAAAUACUGAGAGUCGCAAGUCCAAAUAAUAAGGAUGAAAUCAGGCUUUGUUCCCAAAAAUUAAGUGUGUGCUCGAGCAUACACAAACCGAAGCUGUGCUCGCUCGAGGAAUUCUGGCAUUUCACCCAUGAAUUUCAGGAGCAAGUUUUUUUUUCUUACUUUUAAAGUCUGUCUUGAUUAUUUUGCUAGUGGAUCGUUUUAAUUAUUCUUUUGCACAAGUUGCGCCACCGUACCAGCCAUUCGGAUGACUUUUAACAAAACCUCACACUACAUCAGCUGUUCCUUUGCAUCCGGAAAGCACAAAAACGCAACACAACCUAAAGCCUCGUACAGCAAUCAAAUGACCUUUUCACAGUGCAGUCGUUACCUCGUGUCUCCGCUGACUUUUAGGAUUCGAAUGUGAAUUGUAAUUUUUCCUAACCGCAGCAGCUAUUCCGCAAAAGCCUCCAUUCUAAAGACUUGACUUGUGAAAACCUACAUUCCUCACUCGUCUCUAUGCUGUGGAUUAGUGACGGCGGAGCGAUAAGCGCAAGACUGUAACGCAAAAGUAACCUCUGUUCGAUCGAGUACCUCUCUUACUAUUCAGUGAUCGUAUUACUUUUCCAUAGUUGCUAGAAUCUUUUUUCUUUGUGAAAGUGUGUGACGUGUUUUUUUUUUUUUAUUUAAAAGGAAAUGCUGGGUAGGGAUUUGUAAUGGGCAGAUGUCAGGAACACUGGAAUUGAAAGACAGCAGGACUGUUUGGUUGUCCUUCAGUAUUUGUUAUAUUUAAGCAUAAAGCCUCUGAUGAUCUGGAACAGUUUGUUCAGGCGAGUCAUCUCGGUGCUUGGUGGCCUGGGAAGAACUGGGGGAAAAGCGAUGAGCCAAAAAGCCAGUAAUAUAAAUCUCUACAUAAAAAAACACGUGAAAUGUUCUCAUUUAGUCAACGUUCUAACUUUGUUUGUCUUCACGCAAAGAUCGUGCUGUGUAAGCAGCCAGUCUAACAAACAAACAGUAAAAUCAGUCAGCCUAGGGUGUUUAUCUCACACCGAACACCAGGCUUUAUUAUGAUAAUUAUGUGCCGUUGUGAAAAAGACUUACGCCUCAUAUAUUGAGUUUCUAAUCAGACACCUGCUGUCAUCAAAACAGAGAAGAAACCACACUACAGGCAACAGUGAAGAAUGUUUAUCAGUGUUUGAAUGACUGAAUGAAAUCAGUAAAAUGCUACAAAAAUCAGUUUUCCCAGGCCACCAUUCAUAUAUUUAUAAGUUUAUGAACCCCGGCGUAGCGUCUCCGGUUUGAACGUAGUGACACGUAGAUGCCUUCAUGCUUUCGUAUUGCACCUACAUAUAAAGGGCAGGGCCUCUGAAAGUGUGUAGGUGAACGCGUGAUGUGCUUUAUAGACAGGUGCUGCCUUUCGAAUGAGCAAUAGCACUGAUGCUGCAGGAUUAAUGAGGGUGGUUGUAUUUGUGAUGUAAUGCACUACUCAGGUAAACAUGUGCUUGUAUGUGACUGGUAACUGUGAGAUAUGUGUCUUUGUGUGUGUGUGUAGUUUUUAUUUUUUUAGCAAUAGAGCUUAGCUGUAGGAACCUCUCAGUGGAGUGAUACUCAGUAGACUUGGUGCUCUGUGUUCCUACCUACCACUCCCUCAGAAACCAGGCUCAAUGGAUCACAUCUGGCUGAGAAUUAGACGUUUAGUAUUAAUAUACACAAUUCUGACCUCAUUUAGGUGUGUUUUAUUGCCUUUUGUGGUAGAAAUGUCAAUAAAUAUAUGGCUACCUUUUUAUAUGAGAGUUGAUUUCUGUAGAAAGUGGGGUUUGUGAUUCUAUUACAGCUAACGGGUCUGAUAACGGGUCUGUUUUCUGUGCACAGAGUAGCAAUUACAUUUUCUCCUUUAUUGUUGUUUUUUUUAAUUAUUAUAUAAAUGAUGGAACCUACCUCAUUUCAACCACUCUGGAAUAAUGGUUGUUUCCAAACAUUUGUACAUUUUAUCAUGUAUGUUUUUAUUGGAUUUUUGUGUGUGUGUGUUACUGUUAUAGCCUGUAUACAACAGCAGAAUCCCCAACCUCUACCUUAGUCCAUUCAAUCAGCAUGACUACCACUCAUAAAUGUAUACUGACAUCAGGGAUUUGAAGGUAAACCUAUAAAGUAUUACAGCUGCCUGAAGGUUAGAAUGUGCCAAAUAAAUGUUUUUACAUGGAUUAAAGCAGAACUAUUUUUACAUGGAAACAUACAAAACCAUACAAAUUAUAAACGUGGUCUUGACACUAGAACUAUGAAGCUAAAUGUAAAUCUGACUUAAUUGCUUGACUUCAUGUCCUUUUACACAAAGCUUUUUGUUUUCAGGGAAAUUUCGAAUUGCAAGCUUUACUCGAACACUAACCUUCACCAUAUGCUUACAUUUAGUUUUAAUACAUAAUCAAUACUUUUAUAAAUAGUUCAGCAGUCGGGAAACAUCUUAAAAGACAAAGAAUUUGACCUGCACAUCUGGGGCAUGUUUUUCCAGCAUCAAUUUUUAAUCAUACCAAGGUACCAAUAGAUCAUUAUCUUUUGAAAUAUUUUAUUUGAAACAUGGCUUGUUUUUUCCUUCUAUUUCAAGUCCUAAGGUCUAAAAUGGCAUUGUUUUUAAAUGGUAAAUAACAUGAUUUAAAAAAGAAAUCACAUAUGUUCAUCUCUGCAUGUGGGUUUUAUUCCAGUUCAAAGUUCAAAAGCAGUGUGUGUAGUUUUUCAUGAUUCUAGGUCUGUGCCUAAAGAAUUCAAACAUAAAAAGUUUCUCAGAAUCUUAAGUCUGCACACUUUGGCUCUUGUUACUUUAAUAACUGAUUCUUUUUCCCUACAACUCUCAUUCAAUGCAAAGAAAAAUUAAGAAAUGUGUUCAUCAUACGAAUUUGUGAUCGUUUUUGUACUGCAUUCUAGAAAAAUUAUAUAUCUAGAAAGUAUGUACAAACCUGUGUGUGUGUGGUGCCAAGUAGGACCAUCAGUGUUCCUGUUUUCCCAGACUGAAAGAUACCUGAUGUUAAGGGUUAUAAUUGGUUUUAAGUUGGUGCUUGUGUGAUUGUUGUAUCACUGUUCAUCAGGUUAUUUUACUUUACUGCCAAAUCCAGAAUUUCACCUCAUUAAAGUACAGCAAACAAGUUGUAUUUGAUUUACCUCA
This is a messenger RNA of Silurus meridionalis, 5258 nucleotides long. RefSeq names its product activin receptor type-2B. Gene Ontology annotation, molecular function: activin binding; activin receptor activity; ATP binding. Gene Ontology annotation, cellular component: plasma membrane; activin receptor complex. Gene Ontology annotation, biological process: cellular response to growth factor stimulus; protein phosphorylation; activin receptor signaling pathway. The transcript has 11 exons. Lineage: Eukaryota; Metazoa; Chordata; Actinopteri; Siluriformes; Siluridae. The record is from RefSeq and is a predicted model, not a curated record. The coding region runs from base 465 to 2009 and encodes 514 amino acids.